GAAGGAACACAGUUCACUUGUAUUUAAUCUUUAAGUACUGUUUGAUUUUAAACUUGAGUUAAGUCUUUUGCGCAAUACUUUUUAAUUGAAUCAUUAGUCAAGCAUUAUUUAUUUUUCUAUAUUUGAAAAAAAACCAAAAAAACUAAACAACUUUGCCUACUGCGGUCCUGUAUUUUCAUAUCGGUCAUGCUGGUGGAACCAGGAGAGCGAAUUAUUUCAAGUUUGACAACCACUGAAAUAGACGACGGCAAUGCAUUUGGUGCUUAUUUGAACAUGUUUUACUGUUUAAAAGUGCGGUCGUAAGGGACUAUCCGGGAGGGAUUGUUACAGUUAUGAUUUAUUUUUCCUAAUCGUUGUGAUUCCCACAAUAACUUUACAAACAUGAGAUUUGGAAAGAUUCUCUUUCUUUGACACUUUAAGUGCCUUAGUGCUUUUGUUGGGUUUGUUUUUGUUGAAUAACAAUCAUUUGAUUGCGUUAUUCUUUUGUAUGUGUCAGUGGUAAUUAUUAAAAUGUAUUCUGCUAAUAUUGUAGUGGAAGUGUGUGUGGCUUCAGGCUUUUUCCAGCUCAUAAAUGGCAUUUAUACUGCAGGUUUCCAUUAGUGAUGUCAUCUCAGUACAUUUGAAUCAGUAUAUUCUAAUUUAUUGAGUGUAUAUAACAAUAGCAAAAUGUUUUCAUUGAAGAUGUGGUUUUACACCAUUUUGUAUAAAAUAACAAUUUUGUUGCCUUGUUUCAAAAACAGACACAUUUCUUAACCCUUUCAGCUUGUUUUUAAAAUAAAACCAUUUUAACCCUUAAAAUUCUAGUUUUAUACAAUGCACAGGUUGUAAAACGUCCCAAAUUUAAAAACUUUUUUUUUUUUGUUUUUUUUUUUUACAUUUUUAUGAUAUAUUUUCAGUACGGCACCUUUUUUCUUAAAUUGUUUAUAGUCAGGCGGCCCGGUGGGUGGGCCGCCUGACUACUUUAGAGCGUCUGCCUCACAGUUCUGAGGACCCGGGGUUCGAAUCCCGGCCCCGCCUGUGUGGAGUUUGCAUGUUCUCCCCGUGCCUGCGUGGUUUUUCUCCGGGCACUCCGGUUUCCUCCCACAUCCCAAAAACAUGCAUUCAUUGGAGACUCUAAAUUGCCCAUAGGUGUGACUGUGAAUGUUUGUUUGUAUGUACCCUGCCAUUGGCUGGCGACCAGUUGAGGGUGUACCCCGCCUGCUGCCCGAUAGCUGGGAUGGGCUCCAGCACGCCCGCGACCCGCGUGAGGAGAAGCGGCUCAGAAAAUGGAUGAAUGGGUGUUUGUAGUCUUUCUACAGCUAGCAGAGAACGCUUCCGUGUCUCAAAAUGUCAGCCUUAUUUUAAUUUAUUCUUGCUGAAUUUGGGUGAGAGGUGGGUUAGUGGUGGUGUUUUAAUCCAACAAGGAUUAAAACAUUUACAUGUAAAUUAGAUGUAAACCGUAUAUUAUUGCUAUAUUUACAGAAGUAAAGUUGGAAAUGACCAAAUCAGACAAAAGUCCCCACCCACCAUUGGGAAGUUUCCGAGAGCACUUCUUUGAUUUUCGUACACGUCGACGUGUGUGAUGUUGUGGAAUUUACGAGGGUGUGUGAACGCACCUCGUUCUAUUGGCUCGGUCAGCGAUUGUUUUUGCCUUCUCUUCCGCAGCAGUCCAAAACUUCUUCAAGCUGGUCGAAUGGCGACGCAAAUCACCCGUGACGACGACGAAUGUCCUUUUUGCCAGAUCGCGAACAACCAGACAGACACCGAAAUCCUCACGCGCGACGGCGAGCUGCUGUGCUUCCGGGACGCCAAGCCGGGUGCCGGCCACCAUUACCUCGUCAUAACCGCGACUCACAUCGGCGACUGUAAAGCGCUGCGUGCGCAACACAUUCCCACCGUGGAGCGCAUGGCCGAGAUGGGAAGGGGCGCGUUGGAGAAAAAUAAAGUGCGAGACCUCACAGACAUCAGGCUGGGCUUCCACGUGCCUCCGUUCUCGUCCGUGCCUCACCUCCACCUGCACGCCCUGGCCCCCGCCAGCAAGAUGAACGAAAGCUCGCAGCGGCGAUACGGGCCGCGCUCGCACUGGUUCAUCACAGUGAGCGAGCGCCGGGACGUUUUGGCCGGCGGCCCCUCCUACGACACUUUGUGGCUUUCUUUCGUGUUGCAGGUCGAGGAAGCGCUGACUCAGCUGAGGACGCGCGGCAGAAUCAAAUGAAAUGUUCUCACGUUUGCAUCAACGGCAUGAAAAUGUUCCUGUUGCGCUGAUUCCAGGGGAAAAGCUGCGUAAAAGGAAUUUCCAAGUUUCAAGAGAGUAACUUUUUGAAUAUGAUAUGAUUGUGACUUUUUAAGUUGUUUGAAUUGCAAUACUGUAGCUUAUUAAACGUGUGUGGGGGGGGGUUAUGUUGUUUACAUUUAUUGUAUAUUUGAGAUCUAAAGGACAAGUCAUUGUUGAAUUCAUCAUGUUGCACAUUUUGUUUUGUAUUUCUGAUUAUUUCAGAUGGUUUU
Messenger RNA from Phycodurus eques (leafy seadragon), 2484 nucleotides. Its product is annotated as adenosine 5'-monophosphoramidase HINT3-like. Gene Ontology annotation, molecular function: catalytic activity. Bases 1562 to 2194 code for a protein of 210 amino acids. Lineage: Eukaryota; Metazoa; Chordata; Actinopteri; Syngnathiformes; Syngnathidae. The transcript has 4 exons. The record is from RefSeq and is a predicted model, not a curated record.